AUGACAUCGGCCUACACUCCAAACCAGCUAGAAGCGUACCUGGAGCGCAUCGGAUACGCAAAGACCGCCUCCGGAACAGGUCGCCUCCGGCUGCAAGAGCUCCAGCUCGCAAUUCAACAAGACCCUCUAAAAGCUCUAGGAGAACUCCAACGCCGACAUCUGGCUUCAAUACCAUGGGGAAACACAGCUAUCCACUAUUCCCAACAUCACAGUAUCUCUACCCACCCAUCGGCGGUGUUUGAAAAACUGGUCGUUCGUCGCCUCGAUGGGUAUUGCAUGGAAAACACCAACCUGCUCUACGUUGUUCUCCGGUCCCUGGGCUAUCAGGCGUAUCCCACAGCAGGCAGAGUAUCGAGUGCUGCGGUUGACCCAGCGAAUGCUGGUCCGGAAGUUCGAUAUGGCGCUUUGGGACAUAUGGUCAUUAUCGUCACAAUCGGUGGCUGGAAAUAUAUGGUCGAUGUGGGAUUUGGGAAUAAUGGACCGACAGAGCCGUUGGCCCUCCUGAGAAACGUAGCUGGGCACAUAAACCCAACACUUGAAAUACAGUUGGACAAAGAGCCUCUCCCUGAAGCGGUCGACCAGAGUCAAGAGUUCUGGGUUUACAAAGUCCGCUACAGGCCGGAUAAGGGCUGGAUUCCUAUGUACGCAUUCUCCGAGACCGAGUUCCUACCGCAAGACUUUGCGAUGAUAAACUUCAACACAAGCAUGCAGCCGAGUAGCUGGUUUACGCAAAAAGUUGUCUGCGUUCGGCACAUUCUGAAUCAAGACGAAAGCAAUAUCGAGGGACUGUGCGUUAUGGCCGGGAAAGAGGUUAAGAGACGUGUGGCUGGAAAGUCGGAAAUCGUGCAGAAGCUGGAGACCGAGGACGAUAGGGUGGAGGCUCUUGGGAAGUGGUUUGGUAUACAUCUUCUGGAUCAUGAGAUUGCCGGCAUUCGGGGAUAUCUAGAUAUAGCGAUCUACAAAGAUCUAGAGGUUCGUGGAACAGGAUGGCGGCCUCAACAGUUAAAUCCACCGAACCCCAACCUCCGAAUGGUCCAAUCCGUCCGAUCCUCGGCUAUUCUAGAGCUUACGCUUAAGCUUAAUCAUACAGAUAACAAGCUAAUAGUCCCACGUUUAUACCAGGUCUCAGACGCUCUCCUCAAAAUCCAGAAACCAACCGAUGGAUCUCCCUCGCGGGCUGGGCACCUAGCUGAUCUCACCCCCUUCUCCCCAUCCCUCGGCCGCAACACAACAGGCCCCAAAAUCAUAGCUCCCGCCUCAACAAUCCAAUUCAUCCCCAAGUCCUCAUCCGCCGCGUCCCUCCUCACAGAAUUCACCUCCCCGCCCAGUGAAAACCAAACCUUCCCAAAGGGCACGCACUGGGUCGACAACACCGAGCCUAACACAAUCGUGCUGAUCUCGCAGCCACCGGGUCAACAGUGCGCCGUCGUCGGCGGGAUCAUGGCCGUGCGGAUGAAAGCGCUCGGCAUCAAAGGCGUUGUCGUGGACGGGCGGAUCCGAGAUCUAUCUGAAAUACAGGGCGCAGAGUUACCGGUUUGGGCGAAGGGGACGUCAACGGUUGGGACCGGGGCGGAGGCGAAGCCCGGACUGAGGAAUGUGAGGGUUGAUGUUGGGGGCGUGAGUGUUGAGCCUGGGGAUAUUGUCUUCUGUGAUCCCUUGGAGGGGGUUGUUGUUAUUCCGAAAGAUUCGCUGGAUAAGGUGCUGGAGGUUAUGCCCGGGAUUGUGGAGGCCGAUGAUAGGGUUAAGGAGGCUGUUGAAGGGGGCAUGAGCGUUUUCGAGGCUUUCAAGAAGUUCAGAGGAUAG
Aspergillus mulundensis is the source of this 1803-nucleotide messenger RNA. RefSeq lists its product as uncharacterized. Bases 1 to 1803 code for a protein of 600 amino acids. Gene Ontology annotation, molecular function: acetyltransferase activity. The record is from RefSeq and is a predicted model, not a curated record. NCBI's taxonomy places the organism in Eukaryota, Fungi, Ascomycota, Eurotiomycetes, Eurotiales, Aspergillaceae. The transcript is spliced from 6 exons.